GUCAGCUGACUGUCUUGUGACAAAUUUACUUGCUUGGUUAAAAGUUGAUAGUCCGUCGUCUUGCGAGUUGUGAAUUGACUGGGUGAGGUUGAAAGUGAUACAAGUCUACAUUCAUAAUGUCGAGAUUAAUUGCUGAUGAGGAACAGGAAUCACAGUAUGGAUAUGUCCAUGCUGUAUCUGGACCAGUCGUUACGGCCGAGAAAAUGUCAGGAUCAGCUAUGUACGAAUUGGUUCGAGUAGGAUACUAUGAGUUAGUAGGCGAAAUUAUCCGUCUGGAAGGUGAUAUGGCCACCAUUCAGGUAUAUGAAGAAACUUCUGGAGUAACGGUGGGAGAUCCUGUGUUGCGUACCGGUAAACCUCUAUCUGUGGAACUUGGGCCAGGUAUUAUGGGUUCCAUCUUUGAUGGUAUCCAACGUCCGCUGAAAGACAUCUGCGACAUGACGGAAAGUAUCUACAUUCCCAAGGGUGUGAAUGUGCCUUCACUCUCCAGAACUAUCAAAUGGGAAUUCAACCCAAUCAACAUCAAGUUGGGAUCCCACUUGACAGGUGGAGAUAUUUAUGGUAUGGUCCACGAAAACACCCUUGUUAAGCACAAAAUGAUCCUCCCACCAAAAUCUAAGGGAACAGUUACAUACGUGGCAGAACCAGGAAACUAUACUGUUGAUGAAGUUGUAUUGGAAACUGAGUUUGAUGGAGAAAGGUCUAAAUACACUAUGUUACAAGUCUGGCCAGUUCGACAGGCAAGACCUGUUAGUGAAAAACUCCCAGCUAAUCACCCGCUUCUCACAGGACAGCGUGUAUUGGACUCUCUUUUCCCAUGUGUGCAAGGAGGAACCACUGCUAUUCCCGGUGCUUUCGGUUGUGGUAAAACUGUAAUUUCCCAGUCACUUUCCAAGUAUUCCAACUCUGAUGUCAUUGUGUAUGUAGGUUGUGGAGAGAGAGGUAAUGAGAUGUCUGAAGUAUUGAGAGAUUUCCCUGAACUGACUGUGGAAAUUGGUGGUGAGACCGAAUCUAUCAUGAAACGUACCGCCUUGGUUGCAAACACCUCCAACAUGCCUGUCGCUGCCCGUGAGGCUUCUAUUUAUACUGGUAUUACCCUGUCUGAAUAUUUCCGUGAUAUGGGUUACAACGUUUCCAUGAUGGCUGACUCUACAUCACGUUGGGCUGAAGCUUUGAGAGAAAUUUCAGGACGUUUGGCUGAAAUGCCUGCUGAUUCUGGUUACCCAGCCUACUUGGGUGCUCGUCUUGCCUCUUUCUAUGAACGUGCUGGUCGCGUCAAAUGUUUGGGUAACCCUGACAGAGAAGGAUCGGUUUCUAUCGUAGGAGCAGUAUCUCCACCCGGUGGUGACUUCUCAGAUCCCGUUACUUCAGCAACUUUAGGUAUCGUACAAGUGUUCUGGGGUUUGGAUAAAAAACUUGCCCAGCGUAAACAUUUCCCAUCUAUUAACUGGCUCAUUUCUUAUUCGAAAUACAUGAGGGCUCUGGACGAUUUUUAUGACAAGAACUUCCCAGAAUUCGUAUCACUCAGAACCAAAGUCAAGGAAAUUCUCCAGGAAGAAGAGGACCUCUCAGAAAUUGUGCAACUGGUUGGUAAAGCCUCUUUAGCCGAAGCAGACAAAAUCACCCUUGAAAUCGCCAAACUGUUGAAAGAAGACUUCCUCCAACAAAACUCCUACUCCUCCUACGACAGAUUCUGCCCGUUCUACAAAACGGUAGGCAUGCUCAAGAACAUGAUCGGACUGUACGACAUGUCGAGACACGCUGUAGAAACGACCGCCCAAUCUGAAAACAAAAUAACCUGGAACGUAAUCAGAGACUCCAUGAGCAACAUCCUCUAUCAGCUCAGCAGUAUGAAGUUCAAGGACCCCGUCAAAGACGGAGAAGCCAAAAUUAAAGCAGACUUCGACCAGCUCUAUGAAGACAUCCAACAGGCCUUCAGAAACUUGGAGGAUUAAGUGGGGGUCGCGUAGGACUGUGCAGCUUGGGGUUUUAGGUUUCGAAGAUGUUUCUCUGGAACUGCACUUGGUCACUAUCAGAAGGCCUCUGUCCCUCACUCUGGGUAUUGUCAACCAGCGGAAGUAGUAAUAAUGGGGUUUUCCCUUUUGAUAUUAUCAUGUAUAAUAAUAAAUCAUGUAAAUUUUUCGAGUAUGUGUAUAGUUUUUGAGAUUUCUUGGUGAGGGUAAGUGUUGAAAACUAUAAUUUUUCCCAUCAUUCCAGUUACUUUUAAGUUUGAUUUUUUUUUUCAUUGAAAUAGGUGCUUAUCAGUUGUCCAGUAUUAUCGAUUUCAUUGAACUGUGGCCAUUUUCGAAAUCAUUUACACAUUUUAAAGCUGUUGUACAUUAUAUUUACCUUUUUAAAGAUAUAUCUUACUAUUGUACAGUUUACCAUGUAUCCAAUGUCUAGAGGUUUAGAACUUUUGAUUGUAGUGCUAUUGUUCUGUUUUGAACGAUAAUAAACAUACAUACUGUUGUU
This is a messenger RNA of Leptinotarsa decemlineata (Colorado potato beetle), 2472 nucleotides long. Its product is annotated as V-type proton ATPase catalytic subunit A. The record is from RefSeq and is a predicted model, not a curated record. Gene Ontology annotation, molecular function: ATP binding; ATP hydrolysis activity; proton-transporting ATPase activity, rotational mechanism. Lineage: Eukaryota; Metazoa; Arthropoda; Insecta; Coleoptera; Chrysomelidae. Gene Ontology annotation, cellular component: proton-transporting V-type ATPase, V1 domain; lysosomal membrane. Gene Ontology annotation, biological process: ATP metabolic process; proton transmembrane transport.